Molecule: messenger RNA, 2376 nt
Organism: Sphaerodactylus townsendi
Lineage: Eukaryota; Metazoa; Chordata; Lepidosauria; Squamata; Sphaerodactylidae
Gene: ATOH8
Product: atonal bHLH transcription factor 8
Exons: 4
Coding region: 1-1368 (455 amino acids)
Molecular function (GO): DNA-binding transcription factor activity; protein dimerization activity
Source: RefSeq, a predicted model, not a curated record
AUGGGGAACCAGAAGGCAGGUGCCAACUUGUGGGGGGAGGGGCAGGUAGCAGACUUCUCACUUAAGGAGGUGGAGAGCGCUGCUGGGCCAGAGCCAGUCUCCCCCUCCCUCUCCGAAUGCCCUCCGGGCGCCCAGACCCGCUGCUGCCCUGUCAAUGCAGUUGGUCUCGGGGAAGCCCCGGGUGACUCCUCUUCCCCGUCAUUCCUGGGGGGCGAAGGAGAGCCCCCCCACCGCCUCUGUGCUAAGCCGCCAAGCCGGGGUGUUCUGCGGGCUUCCCCGUCCCAGCCGGCCGGGAGAGAGGAGCGCCUCCUGGGGGUCCGCCCCCCGCCCCGCACCACGCGGGCGGGCGGGCGUGGGGGCCGUGGGGAGGAGGGGCUUGGCAGGCCAGCUGUCGGGGGCCGCGCUUCCUGUGCCUGGCCCGCGGCUCCCUCCCGGGCGCGUUCCAGCCGGCCUGCCCGCUGCCUCUCUCCCUCCCUCCCCGCCUUGCUCCCGGGGCUCGUCCGGUCGCUGCCGUCUGUGGGAGCCAGAUGGGGCGCGGGCGGCGCCUGGUCGGGCGCGGCUCCCGGCAGGGCGGCGGGGGCUUCAGAUGACCGCGCGCGGCGGCCGCUGCCUUCCCUACCCGGCGGCAUGAAGAGCCCGUCGCUGCUGCUGCGGGGCCAGCCGGAGGAGGCGGCGGCGGCGGCGGCAGCGAGUUGGCAGCGUCUCUGCCUUCACCAGCUGCGCGGCGGCGGAGGGGUGGUGGGGAAGCUGCCGCGGCACAGCUGCCCAGAGGAGCCCCCCCGACGAUCCCUCCGCGCCUGCGGCCGCCUGCGCCGCGCCGAGCCUAAGGAGCGGGCGCACGUGGUGGUAGUGGGCGGCGGCGGGGGGCCACGGGCCGGGACCCCCGCGACAGAGGGCCAGGGCAGGAAGGCGGCGAGCGCGGCGGGGGUGGCCGGGAUGGCGGCAGAAGAGGAGGAGGAGGAGGGCCAGGUCUUCGCGGGCGUCUACCCGCCGCCGGGGCCCCCCCGCCACGAGGCCUGCCCGUCGCCCCGGAAGCGCCUGGUGGAGCCCGGCGGAGGCGGCGGCGCGGAGGGGAGAGCCCUGCAGCAGACGCGGCGCCUCCUGGCCAACGCCCGCGAGAGGACCCGCGUGCACACGAUCUCCGCCGCCUUCGAGGCGCUCCGGAAGCAGGUUCCCUGUUAUUCUUAUGGGCAGAAGUUGUCCAAGCUGGCCAUCCUGAGGAUAGCGUGUAACUACAUCCUCUCCUUGGCUAGACUGGCUGACCUGGAUUACAGCGCUGACCACAGUAACCUGAGCUUCUCAGAAUGUGUGGAGCAAUGCACCAGAACCUUGCAGGCAGAAGGCAGGUCUAAAAAAAGAAAGGAGUGAUCAUUUCAAAGGCUGACUAUUGAUCCCUAUGUUGCCAAACUACCCAUCGUCCAGUUGAAAACAAGAAGCUGCUCUUGGAAGACAUCUUUUUUUCAAGAUGGAGGCUAACAAUGGAAACCAAAUGUGGGAAACCUCCCCAAGAGGAUGCUGAUGCUGUCGUCUUAAAUCAUUUUCUUUUUAAGCCAACUACACUUUAGUUUGUGCAGUGUACUGAGCACUUUCCCCUUUGCUUCCAUAGGAAAUAUUAUUGCAGCUCAUAGUGGGCUGAAAUGUCAUUAUGGAUGCCAAAGAUCUGAUGGAGUUUCUCUACUCUUCCCAUAAUCCAGAGGAAGUGAUCUACUGUUGGAAACAGGUUCCCACAUUUUUCGGGAUGUACAUCAUAAAUUAGAUUAGCAUCUCAAUCUACAUCUUAAUGCACAAGUCGCCUGUUGUUUUUCAUGGGAUGCACACUUGAAUUCACUCUUUGGAUAGGAAUGGGAAUGUGCACCCCAUUGAAAGUAAUGCAGGAUGGAUCAAUUACACUUGUACUCAGAUACACAUCUCUAAAAUGAGAUGGCAUGUAUGUAGGAGAUUCACAUUUUGACUGGGACAUCCAUCAGUCACAAAACGAAUCCUUCUGUGUUUUCUAUUGAGCUCACCUCCAUGGAGCAGAUAUACCUGAAGCACUGGAAUCCAUAUAUGCAGAAGAAGCAACUACGAUGUACCAAUGUUGACUCCAUAGCCUUCAGUAAGCUCACUUUUUCACAUGCGAAAUGGUGAGAAAAUCAAUGGGAAAAAAACCUCUUUCAGAAUAUUUUAAGUGCCAUUUAACCCAAGUAAUUAAAUAGUGUGUAUAUGUAAAAUAUAUAUAACAAAUAGGCAGGACAUAAAGUAGUAGAACUUAUUCCAGAAUUGUUUGUGAAGUCACAUUUUGGAAUUUAGAAAUAUUAACCUAUGUAAUGCAAAGGCAUUUGGAUUCUAUAUUGUAUUUUCACUUCAAAUUGAAGUAAAAAAGUAUGGAGAAACUCA